GUAAAAUAAGAAUAUUAAGCUAUCACAAAUGUGUUGGGUAGUGAUCUUCAUCUCUUCCGUGUAAUUCAUUUUUUCUUUUUUCAUCCCCAGAAUCUAUCAUUCUUUCUUUCCCGUCACCACUAUCUUACUUGUACGUCAAUAUGCCUAUAGUAGAGAUUUCCUGGUGCUGUUGCUUCCUUAGUGUUCCUUGUGGAUCAUCAAACAGGAAGAGAAAGGAGAAAGAGUCACCCACUCCUUCCCAUGAUAAAAGAACAGGUUCUCCCUCCUCCUCUACAGGCAGGCAUGAGAAUAAGAGAAAGGGGAAGAAGAGCUGGUUUCGUUUUCCUCACUCACGUACCAAAAAAGAUGGCAAGAAAAGGACAAAGGAAGAAAACCCAGUUGCUUCUUCUCCUGCACAUGCGGACAAGAAGGACCAGAAGAGGCGAAAGGAUGACGAUAAGAAGGGAAAGGGGAAGGGGAAGGAAGAAAAAUCAACUCUUUCACCUUCCUCGCAGACAAAGAAGGAGGACAACGAGAAGAGGAAGAAAAAGGAAGAAGAGCCAGAGAAGGUGGAGAAGAUGAAGGAAAAGGAAGAAAAACCCACAAAGGAGGAUAAAAAGAAGGGGAGGGAAGAAAAACCCACAAAGGAGGGAAAACUUGGGAGAAAGGAAGAAGGCCCUAAAAAGGAGGACAAUAAGAAAGGAAAGGAAGAAACUACAAACAACGAUCAAACUAUAAAGUACGAUGUUUUUAUCAGUUUCAGAGGAACCGACGUACGACAGACCUUCGUGAGCCACCUCUUUGCUCACAUGAACAACGAGAGGCACCUCCUCACUUUCAAAGACGACGUGAGUCUCAGGCGAGGAGACGAGGUCUCGCCAUCGCUCACAGAAGCAAUCGAGAGAUCCUCGUCGUAUGUCGUCAUCUUCUCCCCAAACUAUGCAACCUCGGACUGGUGCUUGAACGAGCUUGUCAAGAUUAUGGAGUGUGCGAGAAGGUAUGGACGGAAAAUGAUACCGGUGUUUUAUGGUGGAGUGACGCCUUCCCAUGUUAGGCACCAAAAGCAGCGCUACGCUGAUGCAUUUGUUCAACACAAAAAGGAGCAUCCCGACGACAAGGAGAUGGAGGCCAAAAUCAAAAGUUGGAGAAGUGCGUUGACGGAGGCGGCCAACAUUUCAGGGUUUGAGUCCACGGUCGUCAAGCCUGAACGUCGUCUGGUCGAAGAAGUGGCUAAAAGCAUCCUAGGGGUAAUCAGACCAGAAUCAUCUCCUGUCACACAAGGGUUAGUCGGUAUAGAGCCAGAGAUUGAAGCCGUUGAGAAAUUAUUGGAGACCGAUGAUACCAAAAACAACCGUGUAAUAGGGUUUUGGGGGAUGCCCGGCAUUGGCAAAACCACCCUCGCCAAAGCUAUCUUCGAGCAGAUUGAUCCAGACAAAUUCAAAGGACGUCAUUACAUCCAGAAUUUUGCAGGCCAGUUGAAGAGGACCACCACGGUGAUCGACUUGCAAAAUGAGCUCUUCGACAAGUUGUUAGGCGACGAGAAUUCACAUGACAUACCAUUCAAUCUGAAGCGCAAUCGCCUCCGUCGUCUCAGGGCUUUCGUCAUCAUCGAUGAUGUGACAAGCCUACAAACCUUACAAGAGUUAACAGAAGGAAAAUUCAUUUCCAACGGUCAGAUUACUCUACGACAACGUUUCGACACGAGACAAGGAGCUUAAGUGGAACGCCGCCGUUUCUGUGCUGCUGAAGGAGAAGCCAUCCUCUCGGAACGUCACCGUUUCUUCUUUCCUUUUCAGUCGUUGUUUACUUUUCACCCAAGGCUGUCUUGUUUCCCUUCCAAGCUUCAAAACAAACAGAAACUUUGCUU
Messenger RNA from Linum trigynum, 1846 nucleotides. NCBI's taxonomy places the organism in Eukaryota, Viridiplantae, Streptophyta, Magnoliopsida, Malpighiales, Linaceae. The record is from the annotation of a GenBank genome assembly.